AUGGCAUUAUCACGACAAACCCGUAUAAAGAUACUGCUUGUGCUUGAUGUUUCGUUUUUUAUCAUAGAAAUUGUUAUCGGAUAUUGGAUCAAAUCCUUAGCAAUAAUAGCUGAUUCAUUUCAUAUGUUAAAUGAUAUUUUAAGUUUAAUAGUCGCGUUGUACGCUUUAAAGCUUGCUUCCAAAACAACCUUUUCCUCAAAAUAUUCAUAUGGUUGGCAACGGGCAGAAGUUUUAGGUGCUCUCGUAAAUGGAGUAUUUUUAAUGGCUUUGUGUUUUAGUAUUUUAAUUGAAGCAAUCGAAAGAUUAUUUGAUGUACCAGAAAUUAAAAGGCCAGAAAUCAUAUUUGGAGUUGGAUGUGCAGGAUUAUUUUCGAAUCUAAUUGGAUUAUUAUUAUUUCAUGAACAUUCUCAUGGUCAUAGUCAUUCACAUCAUCAUGAAAAGAAAACAUCGAAAUCAUCUGAUGCAAAUCCUACCGAUGAUAAUAUUGCGCCCAUAGAUGAAAUACUUGUACACCCUGUUGCUUCACGCCAGUCUAUAGUCCUAGCUGCGCAAGAAACGGCUUUAGAAGCGGAAUUAUCUGAUGAAUGUUUAUCAUCAUCAAAUGACAACUCAAUCGAACCACAAUCGUCUUCAAAACUCGAAAAUAGUACCUCCUCACAAUAUGGUGCAGUUAGCAAACAAAAAAUUCCUGAAUCACGAACGAGUACAAGCGAUCAAUCGCAUGAUCAUCAUGAUCAACAUAAUCAACGCAAACAAGGUCACAGUCAUGGAAAUAAAAGUCUUAAUAUGCAAGGUGUAUUUCUUCAUGUAUUGGGUGAUGCUUUAGGUAACAUCGGGGUUAUUGCCACCGGGUUAUUCAUAUAUUUAACCAAUUUCUCAUGGAGAUUUUACGCGGAUCCUAUUGUCAGUUUAAUACUAACGGUUAUUAUUUUCUCAUCCGCGGUGCCUUUGGUGAAAAGCGCGUCAUUUAUCCUUUUACAAGGCGUUCCCUCGGGAAUACCGAUCGAGGAUGUACGAUCAGAAAUUAAAAAGUUACCUGGAGUUUUAUCCGUUCAUGAAUUACAUAUAUGGCAACUUUCUGAUACAAAACGAAUCGGAUCGGUCCACGUGUUAUUAGCACCAUCAGCUGAUUAUGCGGAGAUAGCGGCUAACAUAAGAAAAAUACUUCAUGUUCAUGGAAUUCAUUCAUCAACGAUACAACCGGAAUAUGUUAAAAUUGGAUUAAAUGGAAAUGAUAGUGGUGAAACAAUCAUGGUUGUUGAAGGUUCGGAUAAAGUGCAAUUGGUCGCGAAUGAAGGUGAUCAUGAAACAGCCUGUCUGCUCCGUUGUAACUUGGAUCCUUCUUGUGCCGAAAAUUCAUGCUGUCCUCCAACCAAAUCACCAUCAAAAGAAACGGAAUAA
Messenger RNA from Funneliformis geosporum, 1401 nucleotides. The record is from the annotation of a GenBank genome assembly. NCBI's taxonomy places the organism in Eukaryota, Fungi, Glomeromycota, Glomeromycetes, Glomerales, Glomeraceae.